AGCCCACCCAUGUGGACACAGUUAUGUAAUGCAACUCUAAACAUACGCACGCCCUCUCACACUCACAGGAAGCGAAAAUGUGGAACCGGUCACAAAAGGACAUAGAAAUAUCACACAGCUGGAGCCUCUGCAUCACACGGAUACUUUGUCUGCUGCUCUCAAAACAAGUCCAGGAUGGCUAAUCUCAGGGCACUUCUCUCGCUGGCUGUAUGUCUCUUGCUGAGUCAACAGACAGUGGCUAAGAAUGACUCUCCCUGCCAGAAAUCAAAAUGGAAGACUGCUUUUGACACCUUUGUCAAGCGGCACAUUCGCUCAGGAACCCCAGAUUCUCUGGAUCAAAACGAAUGGGAGAAGUACAUCCGGAACCACGGGGGCUGUAACCGACCCACCCAGUCCUUCCUCCAUCCCAGUGACCUGGACAGGGUGAAGGCUGUGUGCACGAGCGGAGGGGGGAAGACCUACCAGGAGAACCUCUGCAUCAGCCGGCAGCCCUUUAAUUUUGUCACAGUGAGGAGCGAGCCGGGAACCUGUGGCAUCAGGAGUAUCCAUCGAGAGACCAAACAUCUGAUCCUGGCCUGCGAGGUGCUGGACAACCAGUGCCUGCCGGUCCAUUUUGAGGGGAACCCUCAGAAUGCAAAGCCUGAUAACAACGCCAGGGCCUGCCAGCAAGGGAGAGCAGGCGCUCCCAGCCUUAAAAUGACCUGGCUCUGGUUGCUCUCUAUUUUUGUUGUUUUAAUUUAUGGCCAUUAACUGUCCUGUGGCACAACUUAAGAGUCCUUUGUUCAGUCAUGUGCAAUCAUAUUUAUUGGAGGUAUCUUUUUUUAUUGGAUGAACUAAAUGGGAGAUUGGAUUUUUAGUAAAGUAAGUUUGCCAAAGAUGUUGAGCAAGUGCUCUUUUUAUGCAUGGUACGGUACUUUGCUUACAAGAAAAAUGUUGUAAAAAGUACUGAAAUUUAUUUUCAAAAGUUUUUGGUUUUAAAAUUAUUUAAAAAAUCACCAGCAGAUAAUAUCAUCAUCAUAUCAGUUUUGUGGCUGGAUUUUAAGAUAAGUUGAAUAUUUAGAGUUUUUUUUUUUUUUUUUUUUUUUUUUAAUUGUGGUUCCUUACUACUAUGGAGCACAUGUGCAUGAACAAAACCACUUGUAUUUACAGGAAUACUUGCAAAUAUAUUUACAGUAUGUUGUAAUAAACUAAAAUCUGACCCAAGAAUUGACCCUAUGAUCUGAAAGGUUGGACGUAUGUGAUCACAGGGUAUGCGGUCUCACUUUUACUUGAACCAUCUUACUGGCCGUCAUUUCAGUGUGCUGCCUCUUCAAAAUGCACUUCAGCUUUACUAUUAGUUUUUAGUUCCUUUCACCAGCUGUGAGCUUGAAGCUUGUUAAGUAGCCUAGAUGAAACACAAUUUGCUGGAAGUCCUCUUCAAAAUGUGUGGUUUCACAUUUUAAAGAAAUUUCCCCAUUUUACUUUUGUUAUCAUUGACUUGUCACUUACAAAAGAAUUAUUACUCCCUGUGUUUCAUUGUUAUAGUUUAACUCUACUUUUUAGCAUUGUGUUGUUUUUUUCUUUUCAUAUUUAGCCGUCAGCAUGCAUUGCAUUGCAUUUCAAAGUAUUGAAUGUGCCAAACAAAUAAAAUUUG
This is a messenger RNA of Myripristis murdjan (pinecone soldierfish), 1633 nucleotides long. RefSeq names its product angiogenin-like. The coding region runs from base 175 to 750 and encodes 191 amino acids. Lineage: Eukaryota; Metazoa; Chordata; Actinopteri; Holocentriformes; Holocentridae. The transcript has 2 exons. The record is from RefSeq and is a predicted model, not a curated record.